AUGAUUGACAAUAACAUUACAACUAAAGGCGAUAUUACACAAACAUCAAAGUCAUUAAGUGACAAUCUUAAUUUUAUAUCACAAAAUAUUCUUAUUUAUUUACCAUUAAUCUUUUUAAUCUUUGGUCUCAUUGGAUUUAUUGGUAAUGUUUUUACAUAUCUUCAACCUCAACUUCGUUCAAAUACUUGUUGUAUUUAUUCACUUUGUGGUUCAUUCAUUGAUAUUAUUGAUCUCUGUAUUAAUUCAUUUCCAAGUUACCUUGCAUGGCAAUUCGGAUUUACACUACCAUGGUCUACAUCAUCUGCUCUUUGCAAAUUCUAUAUCUUUAUCGUGGUGUUUUUGCCACAUUUAUCAAUAAAUUUUCUAUGCACGGCUAUUAUUGACCGAUUUGCCAUAACAUGUGAUCAUACAUCAUCUAUUCGUCGAAUAACUCAACUUCGAAUAGUACCAUGGAUGAUUGGUCUGACUGUUCUCACCAGUGGUCUUUUUUCAUUGUAUGUUCCUAUCAAUUAUGAUCUUAUGUAUGGAUAUUUAUGUAUAUCAAUACAACCGAUGGUAACAAGUAUUUCAUAUAUUGUUCUUAUUGGUUUAAUUUCACCAAUAAUAAUGAUAAUAUUUGUUUUACUUACUUAUCGAAAUGUUCGCCGAAGUCGUGGACGAGUGGGUGAAGUAACCAGAACACGUGGACAAAAUCUUCGAAAUCAAUUUAUUGUAACUAUAUUUGCACAAAUUCUAAUAACAAGUUUCAUUGCAUUACAAUGGAUUAUAAUGUUUACGUAUUUUACAUUUGCUCCAAUUUACACGGAAACUCCUGUAGAUUUAUCGAUUAUUUUCUUUCUUCUUAGUCUUAGUACUAACCUUUAUUACUUAAAUAAUGUCAAAGCAUUUUAUAUUACAAUAUUAACAUCUCGUGUAUUCCGAAAAGCAUUUGUUGGUGGUUUGAACAAUUUAUUUCGUCGUUAUAUAAGACAACAAAUGAAUGUAUCAAUGGUUAAUCCAUUUACACAAACUAGAAAUUAA
Adineta steineri is the source of this 1020-nucleotide messenger RNA. Lineage: Eukaryota; Metazoa; Rotifera; Eurotatoria; Adinetida; Adinetidae. The record is from the annotation of a GenBank genome assembly.